Messenger RNA from Spizellomyces punctatus DAOM BR117, 1257 nucleotides. RefSeq lists its product as uncharacterized. The transcript has 2 exons. Bases 1 to 1257 code for a protein of 418 amino acids. NCBI's taxonomy places the organism in Eukaryota, Fungi, Chytridiomycota, Chytridiomycetes, Spizellomycetales, Spizellomycetaceae. The record is from RefSeq and is a predicted model, not a curated record.
AUGUCAUCCGAUAUUGAAGUAACAGAGGUCAGACGUGUCCCAUCGGCAUUUACUUAUAAAAGAUCCGCAAAAAAUGGAGUCAUUCUAAACUUCCAGCCAUCUAGUCAGGUUCGCUUCGAGCCAACAAACGGAAGUGGAGAUUGCCGACCAGGCGGGAAACUAGUUUUUAAAAUAGCAGACGACAAGCGCUUCUGGCUCGUUAAUGAAACGCUGCACAAAUAUCGUGUAGUCGGCUUAAAAGCAGAUGGUUUGCCAGCAGUAGCAGUUAAUGCUGACUACAGGCUCUGUCAAUCUGGAACUGAUGCUGUAUGGAAACGUCAAUCUCUCCUGAUUAAUGGAAGGAUCAUUGAAGAUCUCAAUGACUAUAAUUUGUUCACUGUGCAUGAAAAUGCCUUAACAUCAUGGGAAACCAAACAACAUCUAGGCCAAUGCGAGUAUUAUUCAAGUGAGGAUAACAACCGUUCAGCAGUGGUCGCUCAAAACAACGCAUACACCGUUACCGGGUCAUUGCUAUCAUUCUUUCAAAAUGAAGUGGCUUUUCCUCUCUGUCUUGUGAAAGGAGGAGUAAGCCUGGAGAUGACCGCCGAGACAGACCUUUCCAAAAUAUUCCCAAAAUCCACAGGGAUUACGUCCUUCAAAGUAGAACAAAACAAAUUAAUAUGUCAGUUUGCUGAACCGGUCAAGGCUUACUAUGAUAAAGUGCUUGCUUUGAUGCAGGCUGAGGAUCCUACACCCCUGACUAUCCCCACUCAAAUAGUAUGGAGUCAAGAAUUUGCAGGACAAGAUAGAAUGGAACGGUUCCCACAAGGGAAGGCUAUUGGACAUGGCUCUGAGAAAACAGGAUUUGUCUCUACUAUUGACCCUGAGAUGUAUGCAUUGAGUCAACGUAACAAGGAUUUCAAUGAUGUGAAGUUUGCGCCCACUAUGUCUGAUUUGAAAGGAUGGGAUCUAGGAGGCAAAAAGAUAAAACAUUGGUCAUGGAGACAAAAUUUCAAGCAAACCCCAGACAUGAUUGGCAGCGGUCUUCAGACUCUAGCCGAUGGACGAAUUUUAAUCAAUGUUUCUCAAUAUCCAAAUCCUCCAGAAACAGCCGAUUUCCCAAGCGAAACUAUAACUACAGGAACCGGAGAUUCACAAACGACAUCGCCUAACCCCGCUUACAUUCCUACAUUCAAGAACAAGAUGUUUCAUGUAUUUUGGACUACUGAUCAUGUGAUGAGCAUCGACAAAGAUGGUAUUAGAUUGGUUCCGGCAUAG